Messenger RNA from Helianthus annuus (common sunflower), 1085 nucleotides. RefSeq names its product aquaporin PIP1-3. Bases 78 to 941 code for a protein of 287 amino acids. Gene Ontology annotation, molecular function: water channel activity. Gene Ontology annotation, cellular component: vacuole; plasmodesma; plasma membrane. The transcript has 4 exons. The record is from RefSeq and is a predicted model, not a curated record. Lineage: Eukaryota; Viridiplantae; Streptophyta; Magnoliopsida; Asterales; Asteraceae. Gene Ontology annotation, biological process: transmembrane transport; response to water deprivation.
CUUAUCACCACAACUCACUACUUUGUACCUCAAUCUAGAGAGAGAGAGAGUAAAACUUUUAGAGAGAGAAAAAAAGAAUGGAGGGUAAGGAAGAAGAUGUUAGGCUUGGAGCCAACAAGUUCUCAGAGAGGCAACCCAUUGGAACAUCAGCUCAAACUGACAAAGAUUACAAAGAACCACCACCAGCACCUUUGUUUGAGCCUGGUGAACUGGCUUCAUGGUCUUUUUAUAGAGCUGGAAUUGCUGAAUUUAUAGCAACUUUCUUGUUCUUGUAUAUUACUGUGUUGACUGUUAUGGGUGUGGUCAAAUCUCCCACUAAAUGUGGGACUGUGGGUAUUCAAGGUAUUGCUUGGGCUUUUGGGGGUAUGAUCUUUGCCCUUGUCUACUGCACUGCUGGUAUCUCAGGAGGACACAUUAACCCAGCAGUGACUUUUGGUUUAUUGCUAGCAAGAAAGCUAUCUUUAACCAGGGCAGUGUUCUACAUGGUUAUGCAGACCCUUGGAGCCAUCUGUGGUGCAGGUGUGGUCAAGGGUUUCAUGGGCAAGAACCAGUUCACCACUUUGGGUGGUGGGGCCAACUCUGUAGCCCAUGGUUACACCAAGGGUAGUGGGUUAGGUGCUGAGAUUGUUGGUACUUUUGUCCUGGUUUACACUGUAUUUUCAGCCACUGAUGCCAAAAGAAGUGCCAGAGACUCACAUGUUCCUCUUUUGGCCCCCCUCCCAAUCGGGUUCGCAGUGUUCUUGGUUCACUUAGCCACCAUCCCCAUCACUGGAACCGGUAUCAACCCUGCAAGAAGUCUAGGAGCUGCAAUCAUCUACAACAAGGAUCACGCUUGGAACGACCACUGGAUUUUCUGGGUUGGUCCCUUCAUUGGAGCUGCACUUGCUGCUGUGUACCAUCAACUGGUCAUCAGGGCCAUUCCUUUCAAGAGCAGAUCUUAAAUUAUGAUGUUGUGUGUGUAAAUUAUGGAUGCUAUUUGUAUUUAAGCUCUUCAUGGAAUGUUGUACUCUUGUUUGAGAAGUUAUGAAGGUGGUGUACUAAUUAAUGAUAUUUAAUGGUGAAGAGAAUUAUUAAUUUGGCUGGAA